Molecule: messenger RNA, 1537 nt
Organism: Carica papaya (papaya)
Lineage: Eukaryota; Viridiplantae; Streptophyta; Magnoliopsida; Brassicales; Caricaceae
Product: amino acid permease 4-like
Source: RefSeq, a predicted model, not a curated record
GCUUGAUUCAGAAAACACAAACAAGCUGCAGCAGAAUUGGCUCCUUAGGUAGAAGAUGGGUAUGGAAGCUGCCACAAACAAUCACCCCCACCACCACCAAGUCUUUGAUGUCUCCAUGGACGUCGUCCCUCAAAAUGUUUCCAAAUGCUUCGAUGACGACGGCCGCAUUAAACGAACCGGUACUUUAUGGACUGCAAGUGCUCAUAUAACAACAGCAGUGAUUGGAUCCGGAGUGCUUUCUCUAGCAUGGGCAAUUGCUCAGCUCGGCUGGAUUGCCGGUCCGGCAGUCAUGUUAUUGUUUUCUUUUGUUAGUUACUAUACAUCUUCACUUCUCACCGAGUGUUAUCGAACCGGUGAUCCUGUUUCUGGCAAGAGAAAUUAUACUUACAUGGAGGCUGUUCGCUCCAUUCUUGGUGGGUUUAAGGAAAAAGCAUGUGGAUUAAUUCAAUACAUGAAUCUUUUUGGGAUUGCCAUUGGUUACACCAUUGCGGCAUCUAUAAGCAUGAUGGCAAUAAAAAGAUCUAAUUGUUUCCACCAGAGUGGUGGAAAAAAUCCAUGUCACAUAUCCAGCAAUCCAUAUAUGAUCAUGUUUGGCAUCACGGAAAUUCUAUUUUCUCAGAUUCCUGACUUUGAUCAGAUAUGGUGGCUCUCCAUUGUAGCUGCAAUCAUGUCGUUCACUUACUCUGCGAUUGGUCUUUCUCUGGGAAUUGCUAAAGUUUUAGCCACCAGAACUUUCAGAGGAAGUCUCACCGGAAUUAGUAUCGGAACUGUGACUCAAACCCAAAAGAUGUGGAGGAGUUUCCAAGCUCUUGGUGAUAUAGCCUUCGCCUACUCAUUUUCCGUUGUUCUCAUCGAGAUUCAGGACACAAUCAGAAGCCCACCAGCAGAAUCAAAGACGAUGAAGAAAGCAACAAAAAUAAGCAUUGCGGUAACAACAGCUUUCUACAUGCUUUGUGGGUGUAUGGGAUAUGCAGCUUUUGGCGACUUCGCACCAGGAAAUCUCCUCACUGGUUUUGGUUUCUACAACCCAUUUUGGAUCCUCGACAUAGCCAAUGCCGCCAUUAUCGUCCACCUCGUCGGAGCAUAUCAAGUUUUCUGCCAGCCGAUUUUCGCCUUCGUGGAGAAAUGGGCAGGAGAAAAAUGGGCAGAAAACUAUUUUAUCACGAAAGAAUUGAAAUUCCCAUUAAUCCCAGGCUGUGGAACAUAUAAACUGAAUCUGUUCAGACUGGUUUGGAGAACAGGGUUUGUGGUUUUGACGACGGUGAUAUCAAUGUUGCUGCCGUUCUUCAACGACGUCGUAGGGAUUCUGGGAGCACUCGGGUUUUGGCCAUUGACAGUUUACUUUCCAGUGGAGAUGUAUAUUGAGCAGAAGAAGAUAGAGAAAUGGAGUACGAGGUGGGUGUGUCUGCAAAUGUUGAGUGCGGCUUGUCUUGUAAUCUCGGUUGUGGCGGGUGCUGGUUCUAUUGCAGGAGUUAUGCUUGACCUAAAGGUUUACAGGCCCUUCAAGACAAGCUACUGAUUUUAUAAAUAAAAAAAA